AUAUAAUCCGGAGCCAAAAGUGUCCGACUUUAAUGGAUUUGCUAACUAAUUUCCGCUUCAUUCGUCAAACAUAAGCAACGCAACUAGAUCAAACAACCCCACCAAUCUUGUUCAAUUUCACUCUUUCUUGGCUGAAACCAGAGUAAGAAGCAAUUAGAGUUGCCAAUGUGCUAAAAUGGCAGACUUCUCUCUCCCCAAGGAUUCUUAUUUUCUUGGAUUUGACAGCUCUACCCAGUCAUUGAAGGCAACUGUGCUAGACUCCAAUCUCAAUUUUGUUACCUCAGAGAUUGUCCAAUUUGACACUAGUUUGCCUCAUUACAAAACCAAAGAUGGAGUUUACCGAGAUGCCUCGGUUGAUGGUAGAAUUGUUUCCCCCACCUGGAUGUGGGUAGAAGCUCUAGAUCUUGUACUUGAUAAACUUUUGAAAUCAAAGUUGGAUUUUGGGAAGAUCAUUGCUGUUUCGGGUAGUGGGCAGCAACAUGGUAGUGUCUAUUGGAAGAAUGGGAGUUCCUCAAUCUUGUCAUCAUUAGACUCCAAAAAGCAAAUGGUGGAUCAGCUCAAAGAUGCCUUUUCGGUGAAGGAAUCGCCGGUAUGGAUGGACAGCAGCACCACAGCACAAUGUAAAGAAUUAGAGAAUGCUGUUGGUGGAGCAUUGCAGCUAUCCCAAAUUACAGGUUCACGUGCAUAUGAAAGAUUCACAGGACCACAGAUCAAGAAGAUAUUCGAGACACAUCCAGAAGUUUAUAGCAACACUGAGAGGAUCUCUCUCGUUAGUUCUUUUUUGGCGUCUCUUCUAAUUGGGGGAUAUGCCUGUAUUGAUGAAACUGAUGGUGCAGGGAUGAACUUGAUGGAUAUAAAGAAAAGGCUCUGGUCUAAAGUACUAUUAGAGGCCACUGCCCCUGGCCUGGAGGAUAAACUUGGAAAGUUAGCCCCUGCCCAUGCUGUUGCAGGUCACAUUGCUCCCUAUUUCGUGGAGAGAUAUAAAUUCAACAAGGAUUGCUUGGUUAUUCAGUGGUCAGGAGACAAUCCUAACAGCUUAGCAGGCUUAACCCUAAGUACGCCAGGGGAUCUUGCAUUGAGUCUUGGCACAAGUGAUACUGUCUUCGGCAUUACAGAUGAUCCUCAUCCUGGAAUGGAAGGACAUGUUUUCCCUAAUCCCGUUGACACGAAAAGCUACAUGGUAAUGUUGUGUUACAAGAAUGGGUCUCUAACUCGUGAAGAUAUUCGGAACCGCUAUUGCGGAAGUUCUUGGGAUAAAUUCAACGACUAUCUUACAUAUGCGAAGCCCCUAAAUGAUGGAAAGAUGGGUUUCUACUAUAAGGAGCAUGAAAUUCUUCCCCCACUUCCAGUUGGAAUUCACCGCUACAUUCUUGAAAAUUUCACCGGUGACACUUUGGAGGGUGUGACUGUACAUGAAGUGGAGCAGCAUUUUGAACCAGUUUUUGAUGAGGCUCGGGCAGUAGUAGAGGGCCAGUUCAUGUCAAUGCGAGGUCAUGCAGAAAGAUUUGGAAUGCCUUCUCCUCCAGAACGAAUAAUAGCAACUGGUGGUGCAUCGGUGAAUCGUUCCUUCCUGUACAUUGCGGCAUGCGUCUUUGGAUGUGAGGUGUACACAGUUCAUAGAGCUGAUUCAGCUUCUCUUGGAGCUGCAUUGAGGGCUGCUCAUGGUUGGCUAUGCAGCACAAAAGGUACUUUUGUGCCCUUCUCGUGCUUGUAUGAAAAGAAGAGUGGAAAUACGUCCCUCAAGUGCAAACUUGAAGCGGUUUCAGACAAAAAUUUGGUUAACAAGUAUGCAUUAAUGGUCAAGAAGAGACUUGAAAUAGAGAACCGCCUCGUUGAAAAACUCGGACGCAUAUAAAGUUUCAGUUUGCAUGUGGAAUAUUCAGUCUGAGGGAUGCUUCGGGGUCCAGAUUUCUUGGUGUAACGCAUCGAAGACUCUAAUUUCAUAGCCCUCAUCUAGGUUUGAGUCUUUGAGAAGAGAGAAUAAAGUUCGAGAGUGAGAAUGAGAAAAUGAUCGUUUGCAGCUGAGUUGAGGGAUUAGAUUUAGUUACAUAGUUCUGGAGUUUAAUCAAUAAGACCUCGGCACAUAUUACUGAGGACAAGUGUCUAGUAAAGAUGGUCAUUCAUUCUAGAUUACCUAAAAUAUGACCACCUUUUACACGAGCACAGUCAUCUUUACCAAAAUCUGCGAUGAAGUUGUAGGGAGAACAGAUUUUGCCUAGUCUGAGGAGUCACUCCACCUAAGAACUGAACCUUAAAAAUCCUUAUGCACAACAUACUUUCACUUUCAUCCUGAGUGAAACCAUUUGUUGAAGCUAAGUACAGCUGAAUUAUGAAUGGUGAAAGUAGCCAAUAUACUGAUUUAGAUUCA
Molecule: messenger RNA, 2368 nt
Organism: Rosa chinensis
Lineage: Eukaryota; Viridiplantae; Streptophyta; Magnoliopsida; Rosales; Rosaceae
Product: xylulose kinase 2
Exons: 11
Coding region: 176-1855 (559 amino acids)
Biological process (GO): xylulose metabolic process; D-xylose metabolic process
Cellular component (GO): cytosol
Molecular function (GO): D-xylulokinase activity
Source: RefSeq, a predicted model, not a curated record